This is a messenger RNA of Gastrolobium bilobum, 1494 nucleotides long. RefSeq names its product thioredoxin-like 1-1, chloroplastic. NCBI's taxonomy places the organism in Eukaryota, Viridiplantae, Streptophyta, Magnoliopsida, Fabales, Fabaceae. Bases 207 to 1100 code for a protein of 297 amino acids. The record is from RefSeq and is a predicted model, not a curated record. The transcript has 4 exons. Gene Ontology annotation, biological process: cell redox homeostasis.
GUCGCUUCCGUUUCCAUUUCAAGCCUGCAACUUUACACGUCGAUUUCCCGUUGCUUUUGGAUAAAGCUUUUUGUGCCCUUUCCUUUUUGUGCACUCUGCUUCUUUUGCUGUGUUUGGGAGGAGGUGUUUUUCGUUUUCAUUUUUCUCGAGAAAAUCCGAAGGAAAGUGAAGCUGAAGAGAUAGGUUUUUAAGCAAAGGAGAAUUAAAUGGCUGAGAUUUUGACCAAGACCAGUUUGGUUUCUUCUUGGCAUGUGAAUAGAGAACAGCAUCAUCGAAGGGUAUCCAUGGUUCCCAAGAAUUGUAGCUUCAACUCUGAUGUGGGAAGCUUCCCUUCUUUGAAGCUAAAAUCUCAGAUUCUCAGAUCUUCUUCCUUUUCAUCUGAGUUUCAUGGCAAAAAACAUGUCUUUCGUGUAAAAAGAGCAAUACCCAACAGGGUCAAUUCACAAUUUCAAACUUCAACUGGUGCUCAGAUGACCCUGAGAAUAGGGAAAGUUCAGAAGUGGUGGGAAAAGGGACUUCAACCCAACAUGAGAGAGGUUACUUCGGCACAAGACCUUGUGGACUCACUAUCAAGCGCAGGGGACAAACUUGUUGUUGUUGAUUUCUUCUCCCCUGGUUGUGGUGGAUGCAAAGCCCUUCAUCCUAAGAUCUGUCAACUGGCUGAGAUGAAUCCUGAUGUUCAGUUCCUUCAGGUGAACUAUGAGGAGCAUAAAUCUAUGUGUUAUAGCCUUAAUGUCCACGUUCUUCCCUUUUUCCGCUUCUAUAGAGGUGCUCAUGGUCGCUUAUGCAGCUUUAGCUGCACAAAUGCCACGAUCAAGAAGUUUAAAGAUGCAUUGGCCAAACACACCCCAGAUAGAUGCAGCUUGGGCCCAACUAAAGGGUUAGAGGAGAAAGAGCUCAUAGCUCUGUCUGCCAACAAAGAUCUUUCCUUCACAUACUCACCAAAACCCUUUCAACCUGUGCAUGCCCCUGCAAACGAUGAGCUAGCAGUUGAAGCUGCUCCUGCUGCACCUUCUAGUUCAGAGUCCCUUCCUUUGUAUCCAUUGACACCCAAUUCUGAGGUUUCUAAAGAGAGAACCCUGACCAUGGCUGGGAGAUGAUGUGGUUAGUUUGUAAGCAACCCCAUCUUCUGACUUCAUCCCUUGUACAGUGUAGGUUUGGUGUAAUAUCUUAACGUAGUAUAUACUUGUGAGAAUGAAGAUAUCAUUGAAGAUCAAGUCGCAUAGUGUGUAUUCCUUCUUCAAGGCAGUUGGAUUUAUGUUUUUUUGGAUCCAUGCCUUUGUAAUAUUAGGGAAGUUAGAAGCUGUAGAAUUAUUAGUUUCUCUUUUUUUUGUAUAUGAGGAAUCAAUCUCUACUGUUGUAAAAUGAAUGUUUUAUUUCUUAGCCUAUUAUUUCUUGUGCGAUUUAUCUUUUCCUCAGUUUUCCAGAUGUGGAAGUAGGGGUCAUAAUUAUGCUUUGAUAUGCAUGGUAACAUAUGAGGAAUGAGAAUGGAUC